AUGGGCAAAUUCUUUGAAUCUAUUUCCGACGACCUCGGUCAAUGGGCCUUACGCCAGAGAGUUUUCUUCGUGGCCUCCGCUCCUCUACGUGGCCGGCAUAUCAACCUUUCUCCAAAGGGCCUACCGGAUUCUUGCCUUGCCAUCCUUGACCCGAACCAAGUGGCCUACAUCGAUUCGACCGGGUCUGGAUGUGAAACGAUUUCCCAUCUGCGCGAAAAUGGUCGCAUUACUUUGAUGUUUUGCUCGUUUGAUGCUUCUCCUCGUAUCAUGCGGCUCUUUGCUACUGGGUCUGUUAUUGAGUGGGACCAGCCCGAGUUUCCUGCAUACUUGAAGCGUAUGGGCAAGUCCGAGGUUGCUGGAGCGCGUGCUGUUAUUAAACUUGAUGUUUUCAAGGUGCAAACAUCUUGCGGCUAUGGUGUUCCAUUGCUGGCCUUGGACACUGACUCCGAAACCGACGAAUCCAAACCAUAUCUAAAGGACCGUGAGACAUUGAGUCGUUAUGCCGCCAAAAUGGUUAGCUCCGGGAAGACGCAAGAAUAUCAGCAAGAAUGCAAUAAUCGCAGCUUAGAUGGACUCCCCGGUCUUCAAUCUGCACUCAGAGAUGGCGGGAACUCUAUUUGGCGACUGAAGUUGGAGAAUUGGCUGAACCAACAUAGAGAUGAAGUCAAGACGGUGAAA
Messenger RNA from Penicillium waksmanii, 678 nucleotides. RefSeq lists its product as uncharacterized. The record is from RefSeq and is a predicted model, not a curated record. The transcript is spliced from 2 exons. The annotation marks the transcript as partial. NCBI's taxonomy places the organism in Eukaryota, Fungi, Ascomycota, Eurotiomycetes, Eurotiales, Aspergillaceae.